Molecule: messenger RNA, 993 nt
Organism: Marmota flaviventris (yellow-bellied marmot)
Lineage: Eukaryota; Metazoa; Chordata; Mammalia; Rodentia; Sciuridae
Gene: Or51t1
Product: olfactory receptor family 51 subfamily T member 1
Biological process (GO): G protein-coupled receptor signaling pathway
Cellular component (GO): plasma membrane
Molecular function (GO): G protein-coupled receptor activity; olfactory receptor activity
Source: RefSeq, a predicted model, not a curated record
UGCCCUCAACUCAGCAUGUUCAUUUUCAAUAACACCACGUCCUCCUCCUCCGGCUUCCUGCUCACUGCGUUCCCUGGACUGGAACAUGCUGAUGUCUGGAUCUCCAUUCCUGUCUGCUGUCUCUAUACCGUUGCCCUCUUGGGAAACAGCAUGAUCUUGUUUGUCAUCGUUACCGAGCGGAGUCUCCAUAAGCCCAUGUACUAUUUCCUCUCCAUGCUCGCAGCUGUUGAUCUGUGUCUGACCAUCACCACCCUUCCCACUGUGCUUGGGGUUCUCUGGUUUUACGCCCGGGAAAUCAGUUUAAAAGCUUGCCUCAUUCAGAUGUAUUUACUGCACACCUUUUCCUUUCUGGAGUCCUCGGUGCUGGUAGCCAUGGCCUUCGACCGCUUCAUGGCUAUCUGUAACCCACUGCAGUAUGCUGUUGUCCUCACAGACAUGAUGAGCUUGGUGAUCGGACUAAUCAUCUUCAUACGACAAGUAAUUUUCAUGUUUCCCUGUGGUCUCGCCUUGAGUAAUGUGUCUUUCCGUGGAGGCCAAGAGCUUUCCCACCCGUUUUGCUACCACCCAGACGUGAUCAAAUACACACAUUCCAAUCCCUGGAUCAGCAACUUUUGGGGCAUGUUUCUUCAGCUAUUCCUGAAUGGCACAGACUUGCUGUUCAUCCUUUUCUCCUACGUCCUGAUCCUCCGCACUGUUCUGACCAUUGUGACCCCCAGGAAGCAACAAAAAGCUCUCGGCACUUGUGUCUGUCACAUCUGUGCUGUUACCGUUUUCUAUGUGCCAAUGAUCACCCUGUCUUUAGCACACCGUCUCUUUGAUUCUACCCCAAGGGUUAUCUGUAGUAUUUUGGCCAAUAUUUACCUACUCUUACCACCUGUACUGAACCCGGUCAUUUACAGCCUGAAGACCAGGAUGAUCCGCCAGGCCAUAUUUCAGUUGUUCCAGUUCAAGAGUUCAAGGCGCCCCAAUAUGAGGGGCCUUCAAAGAAGAUGA